This is a messenger RNA of Eubalaena glacialis (North Atlantic right whale), 874 nucleotides long. RefSeq names its product homeobox B7 (gene HOXB7). Bases 126 to 779 code for a protein of 217 amino acids. Gene Ontology annotation, cellular component: nucleus. The record is from RefSeq and is a predicted model, not a curated record. Gene Ontology annotation, molecular function: DNA-binding transcription factor activity, RNA polymerase II-specific; RNA polymerase II transcription regulatory region sequence-specific DNA binding. The transcript has 2 exons. Gene Ontology annotation, biological process: regulation of transcription by RNA polymerase II. Lineage: Eukaryota; Metazoa; Chordata; Mammalia; Artiodactyla; Balaenidae.
GUGGUCCAGAGAGGAAAAAGGGGGUCCUUUUUGGUGUAAAUCUGGACUCUAAUUCUGUAAUAUAUCAAGGAAUCUCGUAAAACCGACACUAAAACGUCCCUGCCUACAAAUCAUCCGGCCAAAUUAUGAGUUCAUUGUAUUAUGCGAAUGCUUUAUUUUCUAAAUAUCCAGCCGCAAGUUCGGUUUUCGCUACCGGAGCCUUCCCCGAACAAACUUCUUGUGCGUUUGCUUCCAACCCCCAGCGCCCGGGCUAUGGAGCGGGUUCGGGCGCUUCCUUCGCCGCCUCGAUGCAGGGCUUGUACCCCGGCGGGGGGGGCAUGGCGGGCCAGAGUGCAGCCGGCGUCUACGCGGCCGGCUACGGGCUCGAGCCGAGUUCCUUCAACAUGCACUGCGCACCCUUUGAGCAGAACCUCUCCGGGGUGUGUCCCGGCGACUCUGCCAAGGCGGCGGGCGCCAAGGAGCAGAGGGACUCGGACUUGGCGGCCGAGAGUAACUUCCGGAUCUACCCUUGGAUGCGAAGCUCAGGGACCGACCGAAAGCGAGGUCGCCAGACCUAUACCCGCUAUCAGACCCUGGAGCUGGAGAAGGAGUUUCACUACAAUCGCUACCUGACGCGGCGGCGGCGCAUCGAGAUCGCGCACGCGCUCUGCCUCACCGAAAGACAGAUCAAGAUCUGGUUCCAGAACCGCCGCAUGAAGUGGAAAAAAGAGAACAAGACAGCGGGCCCCGGGGCCACCAGGCAGGACAAGGCCGAGGCGGAGGAGGACGAGGAAGAGUGAGGGACAGAGGAAGGGCAGAGGAAGAGAGACGAAAAAGGGAAAGAGAGAGAGAAACCCAGCUCUGGGAACUGAACCAGGAAACUCAAGUCAAAUAG